Messenger RNA from Blumeria graminis f. sp. triticale, 654 nucleotides. The record is from the annotation of a GenBank genome assembly. NCBI's taxonomy places the organism in Eukaryota, Fungi, Ascomycota, Leotiomycetes, Helotiales, Erysiphaceae.
AUGGGAGUUCUUGAUCUUCUGCCUCAUGCCGUCAGUGCAGUUUAUUUCAUGUAUCACGAAAGUGUUAAUGAUCUUGGUUUCGGGAAGUUAGGUGCUAUGCGAGAGAUUGCUAUGGCUAAAGAGUCAGGCUAUCGGUGGUGGUAUGCGGGAUUCUAUAUUCAUACUUGCAAAAAGAUGCGUUAUAAAGGAGAUUAUUCACCACAGUAUAUUCUAGAUCCUGAAUCAUAUCUCUGGUAUUUAUUUUCCAAAGAUAUCAAAAAUCAGCUAGACACGAGUAAAUAUCUGGGAUUUUCGAAGGAAAAAAGUGAAGCCAGUGAACAUUUAUCGAAUGCAAUAUCAGCAUCAUCUCCAUGCGAAUCUACUGAACAGGAAGGUUCUACGGCUAAUAAUAGAAUUAGUGACUUGGAUGAGGAUGAUGUGCCAGUUUUUGCGACAGGCAUGCCGGGUAUUCUAACCAGAGAUGAACUCCUAUCCCAAGUCGACCUCAACGAAGUCAUCAUUGAAGUCGAUAAUAUGCGUACUAAAGCAAGUUGUCUCAUCGGCUGGCAGAAGAGUAACAUUGAUUCUAAUCUCUCAGUCAAAGGUUUCAUAGCAGGACUAGUCGCUACAGUUGGUCCCGACCUGUUAUCUAAGAUCGUUAUUAAACUUCGAUGA